GCCAGGGCUGGAGGCAGGCGCGCUCGGCGGGCGCCACCGUCUCAUCAGGGGAGCGGGGGCUGCCCCGGGUGCGGGUGAGUGGCGCGGCACCAAGCCACAAGGGACGGAGGGGCACCGGACACGCGGGAAACAGCGGGACAGACAGGAGGGGGCCGAGCUUUUGCUCCCGUAGUCUCGUGGCGGGCCAGGCGCGGAGCCCAGAGUAGCGAGCAAUCUACACCUCCAGGCGGGAAGCCCAGGGAAGGAGCUGCGAGACACCAGGCGUGCGGCCCAGGAGCCGCGGGGAAACGGGAGCCGCUGGGGCACAAGAGUGGGAACGUCAGGACCCUCGGCUGCAGCCGCCCACGCGCGGAGGGAGCCACACCAGAGCACCAGCGGGGCCCAGAGCCCGGCGGGGCGCGGGAACAGGGGCGCCCCCGUGCGGAGCUGCUGGGCCGCCUGGGAGCGGCGGCCAGGGCCAUGCUCAAGCCCAAGGACCUGUGCCCCCGAGCGGGUACGCGCACCUUUCUGGAGGCCAUGCAGGCGGGUAAAGUGCACCUGGCCCGCUUUGUACUGGAUGCGCUGGACCGCAGCAUCAUCGACUGCCGCGCGGAGCAGGGCCGCACGCCGCUCAUGGUGGCGGUGGGGCUGCCGGACCCCGCGCUGCGCGCGCGCUUCGUGCGGCUCCUGCUGGAGCAGGGUGCGGCCGUGAACCUGCGGGACGAGCGCGGCCGCACGGCACUCAGCCUGGCGUGCGAGCGCGGCCACCUGGACGCGGUGCAGCUGUUGGUGCAGUUCAGCGGCGACCCCGAGGCGGCCGACUCGGCGGGCAACAGCCCAGUGAUGUGGGCGGCGGCGUGCGGCCAUGGGGCGGUGCUCGAGUUCCUGGUGCGCUCUUUCCGCCGCCUCGGCCUGCGCCUCGACCGCACCAACCGAGCGGGUCUCACGGCGCUGCAGCUGGCAGCCGCCCGCGGCCACGGGACCUGCGUGCAAGCCCUCACCGGGCCCUGGGGCCGCGUGAAGACAUUCGAGUUUGAAGAGAAGUAA
Messenger RNA from Leptonychotes weddellii (Weddell seal), 1026 nucleotides. The record is from RefSeq and is a predicted model, not a curated record. NCBI's taxonomy places the organism in Eukaryota, Metazoa, Chordata, Mammalia, Carnivora, Phocidae.